Molecule: messenger RNA, 1920 nt
Organism: Archocentrus centrarchus (flier cichlid)
Lineage: Eukaryota; Metazoa; Chordata; Actinopteri; Cichliformes; Cichlidae
Gene: dmbx2
Product: diencephalon/mesencephalon homeobox 2
Exons: 4
Coding region: 201-1025 (274 amino acids)
Biological process (GO): regulation of transcription by RNA polymerase II
Molecular function (GO): DNA-binding transcription factor activity, RNA polymerase II-specific; RNA polymerase II transcription regulatory region sequence-specific DNA binding
Source: RefSeq, a predicted model, not a curated record
UGAGAAUGGUUUCGGAGAAUUAAACCCAUGCCACGACAAAGAGCGCUGCUCUGCGAGGAUAUAAGGCCCAAAUUGGACUAAGAAAAAAAAACAAAAAAAAACGGACUACAACUCACCAGGCCGUCUUCUGUCCGUGCGUAAAAGGCGCAGUUGGAGCUGGAUCUCACGGUUCUGCUUUGGAUACGGGUCUCAGGUUCAGUAUGAACUCCCUGAAUUUCUGCGGGACGUCCGGCGGCGGUGUGUACCCCUUCCACGGCGUCAACUCCAUGCUGGUGGACCUGCGCCACCAGAUGGCGGAGCAGUACCACGCUUACUCUGCAGCAGGUCCCACAGUGCACACCCUCACUGUGGCGGAGAGGCUGGCAGAGCUCAUCCUGGAGGCUCGCUAUGGCAACCAGCAGAAGCAGCGCCGCAGCCGCACUGCAUUCACAGUGUCGCAAUUGCAGGCUCUGGAGAAAGCCUUCCAGCAGACACAAUACCCAGAUGUUGGUAUGAGAGAGAGGCUGGCUGUUUGUAUAAACCUACCCGAGGCUCGCAUUCAGGUGUGGUUCAAGAACAGGAGGGCAAAGUUUCGUAAAGGUCAGCGAUGCUCCCCUCUGUCCAGAGACCAGAGUCUGGAGGAAGCUCCACAUCACAGCAAGGCGGGACAAGAGGAAGUCAGGACCACAGAUAAACAGGACAUCACCACAUCAUGCAGUGAGAGGAACAUCCCACCUCUUCCUCCUACUCCUGAUGUGACUAAAAGCAGGGAUUUAGACUCUGAUACCUCACGAUGGCCCCUGCGACUUCACUCUCCUCCGCUUUUCCCCUUUAUGGCGGGAGAGUGUUACAGUCACACACCUCACCAGCCAGUUGUAGGAGUGCUGUCCACUGAGCUCACAUUCCCUCCAGUGUUCUGGCCCAUCAUACAGCAGCACAACUUCACCCUUGGGGUUCCUCCGUCAUCGCUUACCAAAAACUGUAGCCUCUCCCUUCAGACUCCUUGCACUAGUAAAGCAGUGCAACAUCCUUAUCUAGGGCUGUAACUGAUGUGAACACCUGAAGCAGUACUAUGAGAGCCAAUCCUUACAGCUGCAGAGAAUAUACUGUCUGAGUUUCACUGAAUACCUGUCUGCAUAAAGGGAUGUAAAACUCUAUACUUUGAGAGUUCUUUUUUUAGACAAAGUCUAAUCUGGCUAUGCCUUAAUUGACAUCCACAUGUGUGAGCAAAAGAAGCUAAUAUUAAUCCCUCACAAACAACAGUCAGGUAAAAUACCACAGUCUUUUUCAAUGUUGUAUAGCUGGUUACACUGCCAAGUACUAGUAUUAGGAAAAAUAGUAAAAGUGUUUGAGAGAAGUUCCUUUGUAACUGAGCUCUGCAAUAUAGAAAUGUUAAAUAAAAUCAUCAGCACCUGCUUUGUUUUUUUUCUAGUUCAUGAGGCUUAAUGGUAUUGCCAGUGGGACAGGUUGCACUCAGUUAAAAUUAACGACACAGACAAGCUCAGAAGUGCAAGAAUGAAAGCAUUACUUGCACUCACUGUGAGUUCUCCUUUGAGAAAGGAUUUUGGUAUGAUCCAUAGCCAGGGCAACAGUGAAUUUUUUGGAAAUGUUUCUGCAAAUUGCUCAUGUUUUAUUGAUGAAAUAUAUUUAAAAGGAGUUGGCGUAAAGUCCACAGCUGUGCAAGUGAAUCUGUUAUGUUGAAAUGCACUAAUGUACUGUUAAAGCUGACAGCUUUAGCGAGACAAUACUGGCGGCAGAAUGAAAAUUAAAAACACCACCCUCCCCAUCCUAAACUCUGAUAUUUUUAGUGCUAAAAAACAAAAAAGUACAAAUACAAGCAGACAUUCAGGCAUUUUAUGUAACUUUAAACUUCUGCUACAAGAUUUUCAGCAAUUUUCACUCCACUACUUUUACUUGACAGUUUUGAUCACUAGUAGCACU